GGCCUUCUGUCAAGGCAGUUCAGUAGCUUCAGCCGGCGAUCUGCACAAAGAAGAAUUUUAGUGCCCUUCAAGUUGGCCUUUUGCUUCUCUUGAAGAAAUCAUCAUUAAUAAAUCCAGUUAGACUUCCACGUUCUUCUACUGUAGUCAAACAAACCAUGAAUGAACCAAAAUUUCAUCCAGCUGUUUUAAUACGCAAAGGGUACCAUCAUCCAUUCAUCAUGGUUUAAAUUGACCGGCAGAAACAAGACAAAGAUAUCUUUAGUGCUGCUGUUAUCUGUCAAUUCUUCUUCUUUCACAUGUUUUAUGUUUAAAAAAAAGGCCAAUGGAUCGUUGUUUGAUUGAUGGUAGUUGGUUUAGGCUUUUUUGGGGGGUUAUAAGAAGAAUGAUCAAGGAAGAGAACCCACCAAUCCUUUUUGCCACUUUGUCAACCUUUUGGUUUACCCCACUUUUGGGGAGCAGGUGGAAGCUUGCAGCCAAAAUUUUGGGAUCUCUGUAACUACUUUCUUACCACCCUUCUCGUAUUUUUCCUCUUCACCCAAAUAACUUUGUCUUAUAACUAUGAUGCAGAUGGAUCAAAGCCUGAAACUUUCCCCCUAAUCCAUCCUAACGAGAAGAAGAGUGCUUUCAGAAGUUUAGAACAUGUUGAGCACAGUGAGCAGAGCUCUAAGGCUGCUGCUAUCCAAGAUCCAAUGGCUGGUGUGGAAGCGCCCAAGGCCAAAAGUGAUCAUAAGAAGGCUGGGGAAGAAGAAGAGCUCCAAAGAUCGCUGCAAAUGGGACGCCACCACCCAGAGAUCGUCAAGCUUCCGGUUGCGAAAACUGAAUCUUUCCAACCCACAGAAGCCAAUUCGAGUGGCCACUUUCAACGUCGCCAUGUUCCACCUUGCACCUGCAAUUCCAAGCUCAGAUGAUGGUCCGACGAAAUUGGGAUUCGAAGAGGAGAUGUUGGAGGAACAGUUCAAGGCGGAUCUCAGCUACCACCAUCCAAAGAGCAUCCUGAAGCAAUCCUCUCCCGCGAAAUCCCCAUCGUCGAAGCUGAAAGUAUCGAUCAACCUUCCCGAAAACGAGAUAUCUCUGGCCAACAUGGGCGGUGGGGGGAAGAAGUUCUUGAGCAUUGUGGAGGAAGAAAGGGAAGGUUCGUCGAGGAUCAUCGCCAACAGGAACUACCGGAGCAGCGUGGUGAUGAGAUCACCUGUUUCUUUGCCUGCAAGUUAUGGUUAUAUGGCGAAGCCGCAUAGUGGUGAAGAUAGGUUGAUGAGUGGAAGGAGAAGCGUUCUGGAAGUGAUGAGAGAAGUCGGUGCAGAUGUUUGGGCGCUGCAAGACGUGAGGGCGGAUGAAGAGAUGGAGAUGAGGCCAUUGUCUGAUCUAGCUGCUGCACUGGGGAUGAAGUAUGUGUUUGCUGAGAGCUGGGCGCCGGAGUAUGGGAAUGCUAUCCUCUCCAAAUGGCCGAUUCGAAGGUGGAAAGUUCAGAAGGUUGCUGAUGAUCAAGAUCACAGGAAUGUGUUGAAGGCCACGAUUGAGGUGCCGUGGGCAGGAGAAGUCGAUGUCUACUGCACGCAGCUCGACCAUCUCAACGAGAACUGGCGAAUGAAGCAGAUCAACGCGAUCAUGCAAUCCAACGACUCCCCCCACGUACUCGCUGGAGGUUUGAACGCUCUGGAUGGUUCGGAUUACUCGUCCGAGAGAUGGAUGGACAUUGUCAGGUACUAUGAGGACAUAGGGAAGCCGACGCCAAGGACGAAAGUGAUGGAGUUCAUGAAGGGUAAAGGCUACAAAGAUGCAAAGGAAAAUGCAGGCGAAUGUGAGCCCGUGGUGAUCAUCGCCAAAGGCCAAAAUGUUCAAGGGACGUGCAAGUACGGUACGAGAGUGGACUACGUUCUAGCGUCGCCAGACUCACCGUUCGAGUUCGUUCCAGGAUCCUACUCAGUGAUCUCAUCCAAGGGCACCUCUGAUCACCACAUAGUUAAAGUCGACCUCACAAAAACAGGGCAGUCUUACAAAAGGAAUGAAACGGGUAGAGUGCAGCGCAAGAAACCUAAGCAGAGGAUUGUUAGGAUCACUGAACCUUGGUGCUCUGGAGGCAUUUGGAAGCUAGAUCCAUAGAGGGCCAUCAGGGUAAGUUGGUCACUUUACAGGACUUGCUAUGUUUUGUAUACUUGCUUCAGGUUAAAGAUUUAAGCCAGUAUAAUUAGGGCCUAUUACUUGUAACUAUACAUGUAAUUCUGUGUUAGUAUAGAAUAUAAUCGGUUGUAGAAUAGCAUUUGCAGCACUAGCAUGGAGAUGAGUUCCUAUGAGAUUCUUUUUAACCUUAUUGUAGAUUUGAGGAUUUGUGGCCCGGUGCCUUUAAUAUACGAUAUGCGAUGUA
This is a messenger RNA of Linum trigynum, 2362 nucleotides long. NCBI's taxonomy places the organism in Eukaryota, Viridiplantae, Streptophyta, Magnoliopsida, Malpighiales, Linaceae. The record is from the annotation of a GenBank genome assembly.